AUGGAAAACUCAGUCAACUUCAGUAUUAAAAAUGAAAUGCAAAAUAAUAACAAUGAAGACUCAAUAAACAUUGAAAAUUUUCUUCUUAACAAGGAAUAAUUAUUGAAAAUUAAUUCAAGGCCCAGCCGCUUUGAUAGCUCUUGCAUUUCUCAUUUUUUCAACGAUGAUGCUGAUGGGAAUGCGGACAAUAAAAAAUAAUCAUAUCAAAUCCCACUUGCCCCAGGUUAAUAGUUGCAUUAAACAGAAUAAGCUAGCCGUGAAUGCAUCGAAAAUACCAACUUCGAGUAGAAUUUUGAAAAAUUUUUAAUGGAUCUUGAAGACCAAGAAAAUUAUAAUGAAAUUGAUGAUGUCUCUGACAGCGAGGAGCCAACAAAGGAUUUUUCAUUCAGCAACUAAGUAGCUAAUGGAUUCACCUUAAUGAAAUGUCAAAAAAUAUUUGCAUAGGAAUAAAGUGACUAGAUUACGGGAGUGUUGAAUGCAUCAGCGGAUUUGGAUUAGACUACGGGUAAAAGAAAAAUUAGCAAGAGUGCUAUUCCAAAAUAAUAACUUUAGAUUCUAAGAAAAUUAUUUGAAAUAAACCCGAAAUGGAGCAAGACAGAUAUGGUAUAAAUUUCCCAGGAAACAGGGUUAUCGUUCAAGAAAGUUUACAAAUGGCAAUGGGAUCGCACAAACUAGAAAGACCUAUCCUUCCUAAAGUCAAUGCGACUGAAAGAGAACUAUUGGGGUUGCAUCUUUGCAACUCACACAGCACCCUUAGAAGCCAAAAAAAUAUUUAAGAUUGAAAAAUUGAAUAGAUAAAUUUUGCAGUGA
Molecule: messenger RNA, 810 nt
Organism: Stylonychia lemnae
Lineage: Eukaryota; Ciliophora; Spirotrichea; Sporadotrichida; Oxytrichidae
Source: the annotation of a GenBank genome assembly